AUGACAAAUUCCAACGGAGGAUAUUCCCUAUGUAAUGUGGGUGCCUUGCUGUACUAUAACGAGUUGUACGGCGACAUCUGUUACUGGAUCUUGAGUUUAUAUGCAUCACGAAACGCGGAGGACAGUAAAACAGCAUGUAUGGACCAGAACGGGGAUCUGGCCUUUAUCCCUGAUCAGUUUGCACUCGACAUCGUUAUGACGUUACUAUUUGCUAAUGAUGCAAAUGUAAGCGGUUGGUAUGCGUACUUGGGGUAUAGGCGCGUCAACGCUUCAACAACGUUCCUUGCCAUCGAUGGAACCUCUUUAUUACAAACGUGGAUACCAUGGGACACCUUGAUGGGCCAGCCUUUGCAAAGCAGUUUACAAUGCAUAGCAAUUAAUGGCGCGACGGGAUUGUGGCAUGACAUGCAUUGUUCAAAUAACAUCAAGGCAAUUUGUUCUACACCUCUUUCGACGGCAAACACUACAACGGCUAAUCAGGAACCAACAAACACUACAACAACGACUCAGGAACCGACAACCACGACAACAACGACUCAGGAACCGACAACCACGACAACAACGACUCAGGAACCAAUAACUACCACAACAACAACGACUCAAGAACCGACAACCACAACAACAACGACUCAGGAACCAAUAACAACCACAACAACAACGACUCAGGAACCGACAACCACAACAACAACGACUCAGGAACCAAUAACAACCACAACAACAACGACUCAGGAACCAAUAACAACCACAACAACAACGACUCAGGAACCGAAAACCACAACAACAACGACUCAGGAACCAACCACCACAACAACAACGACUCAGGAACCGACAACCACAACAACAACGACUCAGGAACCGACAACCACAACAACAACGACUCAGGAACCGACAACCACAACAACAACGACACAGGAACCGACAACCACAACAACAACGACUCAGGAACCGACAACCACAACAACAACGACUCAGGAACCAAUAACAACCACAACAACAACGACUCAGGAACCGACAACCACAACAACAACGACUCAGGAACCGACAACCACAACAACCACGACUCAGGAACUAACUACUUCAACAACUUCUUCUCUCGAACAAAAAACAACAGAACACCAAACAACAAAUAUAGGAAUGUGUUGGUGUCCAUGUCAUUACACUAUAUUCGGAAAUAUAUCCGAUGAACUGCAAGUCAAACUAGACAUUUUAAGGGAGCAAACAAAAGUCGAUGAAGAAACUUUAUCGUCGACGAUAAGGAAGAGGACAUGUGCCAACGAUCCUCGCCCCUCAGCAGCACAUGUAGGCUACGGAGGGAUCGCAAUGCUGAGUGUUGUGUUUGGUGGAAUUGUGUUACCGGAUCUAUUUCCAGCACUACAAACAUUAUAUAACAUUGCAGAAAAUAUUGUACAGCAUUGCUUUAAAAUUCAGUCGCAUAAAUAA
Ylistrum balloti is the source of this 1440-nucleotide messenger RNA. RefSeq names its product mucin-2-like. The transcript is spliced from 5 exons. The record is from RefSeq and is a predicted model, not a curated record. The coding region runs from base 1 to 1440 and encodes 479 amino acids. NCBI's taxonomy places the organism in Eukaryota, Metazoa, Mollusca, Bivalvia, Pectinida, Pectinidae.